Messenger RNA from Paraphaeosphaeria sporulosa, 1840 nucleotides. RefSeq names its product tannase and feruloyl esterase. The transcript is spliced from 2 exons. Bases 230 to 1756 code for a protein of 508 amino acids. The record is from RefSeq and is a predicted model, not a curated record. NCBI's taxonomy places the organism in Eukaryota, Fungi, Ascomycota, Dothideomycetes, Pleosporales, Didymosphaeriaceae.
CCAUCGUAGUUGCGACUGUUGUUUCGAUCAGUGGAACUCUGCUCUAGCCAUGAAAGGAGGGUAACGUUAUCCACUCUAGCGCAAUGCAUAGGAUGGAAGGUCGGUAAUAAGCAGACCCAAUUGCACACAGCCUUCCUCGAAAACACGGUGGGGCGUUUUUUAUAACAGGGAGUGAAGUUUCCAGACAACAGCGGAACGUUGGUUAGCCAGGCGGAGCCGAAUCAACAAGAUGUUACGGCCGUCGCUACAAAGUAUUCUUGAUGUUGCCCUCCUUACGAGAGUCGCGGCUACUGCGAGCAGUUGUCGCACCGACUCGCUCCCAACUCCAACUUUACUUGGGGGGUCGAUUCUUUCUAUCGAGGCUGCUCAAGUCAAUAGCGCAACCAUCUCAAGCUCGAGCAUCGACUUCUGCAACGUUUCGGUCAUCUAUACACAUCCCGGGCAGAACGACCGGAUAAAUGUCUCCCUGUGGCUCCCAAACACAUGGAACGGCCGCUUCCAGGGCGUUGGGGGAGGCGGUUGGACCACCAAUGCAGACUUCGGAGACAUGGUCAGCGCAGUGUCCCAGGGAUACGCCGCGGCCACAACAAACGGAGGACACACGGCCAUCACAAACACUUCAUCUUGGGCUAUGUUGAGCCCUGGAAAUGUCAACCUCUAUCUUCUUCAAGACUUUGCAUCCGUAUCCCUGAACGACAUGACCAUCAUUAGUAAGCAACUCACGGAAGCCUACUACGGAAAACCAAUCUCGAGGUCGUACUGGAACGGGUGUUCUACCGGAGGAAGGCAGGGUCUUAUGAUGGCGCAGCGGUAUCCCGAUGCCUACGACGGGAUCCUCGCCGAGGCACCAGCCAUUAACUGGGCCGAGUUCAUCGUUGCGGAAUUCUGGCCUCAGCGUGUCAUGCACGAGAUGGAAUACUUCCCGAAUCAGUGCGAACUUAGCGCCAUCACGAGCGCAGCCGUCGAAGCGUGCGACGAACUCGAUGGCCUCGAAGAUGGCAUCAUUGGUAUGAUUGGGCUUUGCGACUUCGAUCCUCGAAGCGCUGUAGGCAAAGCCUAUACCUGUGGUGACUUGGCUAGUCAUGUUACAGAAGAGGCCGCAACUAUCGUUCAGACCAUCUGGACUGGAGCACGCGACGCUUAUGGGCGGUUUCAGUGGUACGGAUUUCCCCGAGGAACGCCGCUCAACGGCCUGGCCAACACCACGUGUUCCUCGAAUGGCACCUGCAUAGGAGUACCCUUUGCCAUCUCCAAAGAUUGGCACCAAAUUUUUCUCAAGAGGGACCCAAACUUUGAUCCCUACAGUAUGACGCAAGCCGAAUGGGAUGCAGCUUUCCAUGCAUCGGUAAACCAGUACACCUCCAUCAUAGGCACCUCCGACCCCGACUUGACUCAAUUCAAGAAUGCGGGUGGCAAGAUGAUUACCUGGCACGGAAUGGCAGAUCAGCUCAUAUUUUACAACGGCACGGUGGACUACUACGAGCGUGUACUGGAAGCGGAUCCCGGAGCGAAGGAGUACUAUCGUUUUUACGCUGCGCCGGGUGUCGGACAUUGCCGUGGUGGCGUGGGAGCGGUGCCGACGGACCCUCUGGCGCAGUUGGUCAAGUGGGUAGAGGAGGGCGAGGUUCCCACGACUUUGACGGCGAAUCGAACAGUUGAGGGGAGGAGGUGGGAGCAGGGGCUUUGCGCGUACCCGUUGAGUUCGAAGUAUAUAGGUGGUGAUCCAGCGUCGGCUUCAUCGUUUCGGUGCGAGUAGUAAUGCGCCGAGAUUAUUGGACGAGAUGACAUGCAGAGGUUGCGUCUGACUGGUGGUGGCCAUAUCGUCAAUUCAAAUGUUGUG